Messenger RNA from Brassica oleracea var. oleracea, 1538 nucleotides. RefSeq names its product KH domain-containing protein At4g26480. Gene Ontology annotation, molecular function: mRNA binding. Lineage: Eukaryota; Viridiplantae; Streptophyta; Magnoliopsida; Brassicales; Brassicaceae. The transcript is spliced from 7 exons. The record is from RefSeq and is a predicted model, not a curated record. Bases 224 to 1138 code for a protein of 304 amino acids. Gene Ontology annotation, biological process: regulation of mRNA splicing, via spliceosome. Gene Ontology annotation, cellular component: nucleus.
UUUGUCUCUCUCGAGAGAGUCCCACACAGCUAGUAGAGGUAUAUAGGCCCAAAACCACCGACGUGUGUAGUAGAUUUGAGACUCUUUGUGUGUGCCAGAUUCACUCGCUCUUCUCUCCCUCUUCUCUUCUCCGCCGCCUCAAGUCCUCCUCGGUCUCCGUCUAUACUCUUAGAGAUCCUCAGCUGUAUCUUUAGGCAUAGAUAAGUCGGUGAAGUAGUAGCUGAUGAUGAUGAUGACUUCACUCGGUGGUGGUGGUGUUGGACCGGUUGGUGGAGGAGGGAGAUAUAUGCCGUAUCCACCGCCUCUCUCCGUGCCUCCGUCGGCUCCUCAGUCACCUAACUUCUCCGGUGGUCUCCGAUCACAGCCUUCUUUCCUCGUUGAGCAGGAGAAGUAUCUUUCUGAAUUACUAGCAGAGCGUCACAAGCUUACUCCCUUCUUGCCUGUGCUUCCACAUGUCUGCCGUCUGAUGAACCAAGAAAUAAUGCGUGUAACCACGCUGUUGGAGAAUGCCAUAAGUCAGAGUAGGUUUGACCACCCUAGCCCUCUGUCUUCUGGAGGGAUAUUCCAGAACUCAAGAGCUGACAUGAACGGAUGGCCCUCACAGUUUCCAUCAGAAAGAUCUGUUUUAUCCUCCCCAGCACCAAAUUGGCUAAACUCUCCUGGUAGCUCCUCUGGUCUCAUUGUCAAGCGAACUAUCAGAGUGGAUAUUCCAGUCGACCAAUACCCAAACUACAAUUUUGUCGGUCGCCUCUUGGGUCCUAGAGGAAACUCCCUCAAAAGAGUUGAAGCUAGUACUGAUUGCCGUGUUCUUAUAAGGGGGAGAGGCAGCAUCAAAGAUCCGGUUAAGGAGGAAAUGAUGAGGGGGAAGCCUGGUUAUGAGCACCUGAAUGAACAACUCCACAUCUUAAUCGAGGCUGAGUUACCCAUUGAGUUAGUGGAUGCACGUCUCAUGCAAGCUCGUGAAAUACUAGACGAUCUACUCACUCCUGUGGAGGAAACGCAUGACUUCUACAAGAAACAACAGCUCAGGGAACUAGCUCUUCUCAACGGUAGUCUUCGAGAAGAAGGAUCUCCAAUGUCUGGUUCCGUCUCUCCUUACGAUAGCCUCGGCAUGAAGAGAGCCAAGACAAGGGACUAGUGAAGCUACGUCGUUUUCAUCCUUUUCAAAGCUUGCCUCUAUUCACCUUUUUCAAGAAGGUAAUAUAUGCACACCGUAACCGCUUCCUUCUUUUGAACGAGAAGAGGCUUUUGAAGGUUCUGUCUCCAUCCCUUCCUACUUCUCCAUACUCCUCUGGCUACCGGUACUGUCUCUUAUCCAUGGAAUAAUAUAAAAAAACACCAGUCCUGAGUCUGUGUCUCUACUUUGUAUCUCAGUGAGAGUAUAGACGACAGAAAGGGAUCAGUCUCUGUUUGUGUUUGUGUCUCUGUCUUUGUAUGUUAAUGUUGGCUUGCUUUUGUUUGCCCUUUCUCUUUAUAUGGUUUAGUGGAGACUACUAAUAAGCUUUGUUGCUUAAAAGCAAGUUUUUUUUGGGUAAAAA